This is a messenger RNA of Drosophila willistoni, 1367 nucleotides long. RefSeq lists its product as uncharacterized. The record is from RefSeq and is a predicted model, not a curated record. The transcript is spliced from 4 exons. Bases 174 to 1367 code for a protein of 397 amino acids. Lineage: Eukaryota; Metazoa; Arthropoda; Insecta; Diptera; Drosophilidae.
AAUUCACACAUUUUUGAGAUCCAAGAAGGCCUGGGAUGUUUGUAAAAUUCGACCUGGUCAAGGGGGUACAGUACUUGAAUCAUUCUAAUUCGUGAACUCAUACAGUCAACAUCAAAAAUAAAACAAAAAGUUUACUUCUGAAAAUCAAAAAAGAGAAAAACAAAAGUGAAAACAUGUUGACUGUUCAAUUGAUCAUGCAAUCCGGAAAGCCAUUGGUUACGAAGCUCCCAAUCUCAGCUACCGUAUACGAGCUAAAGGCUGAGCUUCAGAGCCUUCUCAAUAUUGAGCCGGAAACAUUGGAGAUUUCUGCAUCUGAUGUAACGUGUGCCGAUUCAGAUCUUUUAAUAGAAGUUGCUGGUCUAGGCAAAAACAAACAAAUUAAGCCGGUUGUGUCUUGCUAUGAAGGCAACAAUUUUGUGGGCUUGAUACUAUUUUCCCUUGGGGGCGAGGAUUUCGCCGAUCCAUUAGUCGAUAAUUCGGUGUCAGACUCAAGUAUCGAAGAUAGUGAAUCUUCCGUCAUUGAGCUAUCCUCGGGAUCUAGUGGCGGAUCCGUCCAGCCAUCCACUAUUGAUUGCAAGCGAGGUAUUAAACGAAAAGCCCAAGGACAUGAAAUAACCAUAGAGACUAAACGGAUCAAAUAUGUUCUCGAAUCCAGUGAGGAGAGUCUAGAAAACCACUCGUAUGGAGAUAUGCAGGAGGCAUGCGAUAUGGGAGGCUGCGGAAUAAAGUCCCGACCACGCCCGGUUAAACAUGAAAUCGAAAUGGAACCUGAUGUUAUAAAUGGUCAGCGGCCCCCGUACGUUAACAUUCUCCCAGAGAACAGGCCUUUUGUCGUGGUUAUAUCUUCCUCAGAAUGUGAGAAAAACUUUUGCGACCUGUUGGAAGAGUUCUUUGGAAUUUUUAAGGAUUUCAGAAAUGUUCGCUGUUUGGAUUUCAAUGAGGUGACUCCAGACACUGAGUACAUUGGGCGGCUGUACAUUGCAGCGGCCAAUGAGGAUACGAUGGACUGGGUGGCGGGCAACGUAUGCUCCAUGGAGACAUGUCAGGCCACCAGUCUCAUAGACUUCCUACACCUGACACCGGCCAGAGUUACAUGGCCAAAGGUCGAGAAGUGUUUCCAAGCAAUUUUCGAGCUUCUGGAACAGCAGAAUGCUGAUAUUACGACGGAGAAGUGGGCCGUGGUGAGCCGCAAAGAUGCAGCCCCCAUAGUGACAGAUAUUUGUCCAAAUGAACAGCUUGAGAUCUGGAUGGAUGCAGAGAGUGUGGACAUCAUCAAGGAAAGAUGCAAUAGCCUCAAAAUUUGUUACAAUUGCGGCAGUCGCAUUUGUCUGCCGAUUAUUCUGACUGGCAACGAUAGUUUGUCGUAA